Messenger RNA from Cannabis sativa, 2106 nucleotides. RefSeq lists its product as uncharacterized. The coding region runs from base 758 to 1795 and encodes 345 amino acids. NCBI's taxonomy places the organism in Eukaryota, Viridiplantae, Streptophyta, Magnoliopsida, Rosales, Cannabaceae. The transcript is spliced from 2 exons. The record is from RefSeq and is a predicted model, not a curated record.
GACCUUUCAACCAUAAAACCUAGUCAGCUCUUUUGCCGACUUUUCUCUCUCACCGCUAUAAGCUUUGCCUUAUCUUUUUUUUUUUUUUUUUUUUCUGUUUUUUAUUUGGUUUUUUCACCUAAUACAACAACAUACUUUUUCUGUUUUCUCAAACCAUUUUGGGGAAUUAGUUUGUUACUAAUUAGUAUUAGAGGUUAAAUGAUGUAAUUAUCUGCAACUAUAUGGGUUUAGUGUUAGUUGGUUUAAAGUGAAAAGCUUUCAUAAUCAUGGUUCAUGAUUGAAGAAUGUGAUAUUCAGGGAAAAAUAAUAAUAAUAAUAAUAAAUAUUUUUUGUUGGGUGUUUUUUUUUAAGCUGUAUCUGAACUGGGGUUACAUUAUAUUUUAGAUUUAAAGUUGUAAAAUUUUGUAUAUUGCAAAGUAGAUAAGUGCUUGUGAGUUUUUCUCUUCUUUUUUUCUUUUUUUGUGCAAGUUCAAGACCAAGUUCAUGGGGGGGUUGUCCUUUGUUCAGAGAAGAUUGGUACCAUUCAGAAACUCUCAUCAGCUUUUCUUUCACUUUCUUGGGAUUCUUUUACAGCCCAAUUAGGCUUUAAUGGUUUUGAGCAACUAGUAGUGUAAAAGUAAAGCAUAUUCUAUUUUUUGUUUCUUUUGUUUGAUUUGAAGUUCGAAACUAUAGAAUCUCUUGCUUAUUUUAUGUUGGUUCUUCUUUUGAGUUAAAACCAGUUUAUAUUUAGUUUUCUAAUGUUAUUUUUAGGCAAAAGAUGAAGUCUUUGAGUAGUGUAGGAAUAGGUUUAAGUGUAGUGUUUAGUUGCCUUUUCUUAGCUCUAAUGGCUGAGCUUUACUACUUGUUCUGGUGGAAGAAGAGAUUCACAAAUAGAGAGAUGGAAAAUGAUUACAGUAGUAGCCCAGCAAAAGAGCUUUUCUACAUGUUUUGCUGGAGAAAACACUCAGCUUUUGGCCACUCAGCUCUUAACCCUCAACAACUCUGCUCUUCAACAAGAAUUUCAACCAAUAACCUUAUCCCAGAAUCAAAUUCUCAGCUUCAUAUGAACUCAAACAAUGAUUUUCUAUUUAAACCCUUUGGAGAGGAGGGAAUGGAAGGUGAGUUUAUGAGGCUGCAAAACCCUUCAGGCCAUCCAAGAUUUCUCUUCACAAUCAUAGAAGAGACCAAAGAAGACUUAGAAUCUGAUGAUGGGAGAUCUAAUAAGAGCCGAAAAGGGUCAAGAAAUAGAAGCUUAAGUGAUUUGAUUGUCACAGUUGAGACUCCAUAUUUGACCCCUUUAGCUUCACCCCCAUUUGUCACUCCUCCUCUUACUCCCGGUGGCUCUUAUAGCCAAAAUGGCUUCAACUUCCACUUUGAGUCAACAACAGAUGCUGAGUUCAACAGAUUAAGGUCUUCACCUCCUCCCAAGUUCAAGUUCUUACAGGAAGCAGAGAAGAAACUCGAGAAGAGAUUAAUGGAAGAAGAGGAGACUGAUGAUAAAGGUGAUCAGAACACUGAAGGGCCUAAUAAUGGUGAUAGAUGGCACAAAGGUAGUACCAUUUCAAGCUUCCUUAAAGAAGAUGAUGAUGAUGAUGAUGAUGAUGAUGAUGAUCAAGAUGAGUCUUUUAUAGAAAUCACUGUUGACAAGAGCAUACCAAGGGAGGUCAUUCACCAUUCAAGCUCAUCUUCUCAGGUUUCAUUUUUAUUAGACUUCUUUUUCCAUUUUAAGGCUCUGGGUUUGUUAUGCUUUGGUAGAGGCCUAGAGGGCAUCAUCAUCAUCAUCAUCAUCAUCAGUUCUCAGUUAUUCCAAGUUUAAGCCUGAAAAAAUGUGUGAUAAUGAAUGUUGUGUUUUCAAAAUGGGUUGGAGAAUGGAAUGGGGACAAUAUGAUGUGUUACACAGAUGGGGUCAGAGGCACAAGUGGGGGUGGGGAGAGAGUAGUGAGGCUAAUUUGUUUUAUUCAAUCUUCAUGUCUUACUGAACUGUCCAAUACCUGUAAUCAUUCCUGUGAGGGAAUAGUGCUGCUACUGCUGCAGAACGCAGAUGUUUCUUUGUCCUAAUGGCACUAUGAGUUGUAAAGUUGUGUCUUCUCUCUUUAAAUAUACUUAAAACAUAUAAAUUUACCCAAA